Aspergillus nidulans FGSC A4 is the source of this 1671-nucleotide messenger RNA. RefSeq lists its product as uncharacterized. Bases 1 to 1671 code for a protein of 556 amino acids. Gene Ontology annotation, molecular function: DNA binding; DNA-binding transcription factor activity; DNA-binding transcription factor activity, RNA polymerase II-specific. Lineage: Eukaryota; Fungi; Ascomycota; Eurotiomycetes; Eurotiales; Aspergillaceae. Gene Ontology annotation, biological process: DNA-templated transcription; regulation of DNA-templated transcription. The transcript has 6 exons. Gene Ontology annotation, cellular component: nucleus. The record is from RefSeq and is a predicted model, not a curated record.
AUGCACGACAAUGUGCCACAUACUACGGCCCGCAAGUUUACUGCCUGCGAUGUGUGCUAUCGGCGGAAGAUUAAAUGUGACGGCGUUCGUCCACGAUGUAAUUGGUGUCUUCAUCAACAGUUGGAUUGUACCUAUCGGCGUCCAUUUCCGAGAAAAGGAGCCAAAAGGACCGCGGCCAGCAGUACUGUGACCAACAGAGCUAGCUUAAUCGAGCGCAUACGGCGGCUCGAUGAGCGCAGGACAGAUGCCAUGUCUAGCGAUAUCAACGAUUGCCAGGCUGGAGCUCCAAACCUGCUCCCUGAGGGUCUCCGUUGGAUCAAGUCACGCACAGGCAUUGCUAUUUCGCUCCCGACUUCUCACCAUGCUCCUUGGGAGAAGCCUCCUUCGUCCACGGACAACUUGGACCUUUGGCCAAACGGCACAGCCCUAGAACUGCCAACUAAACCAAUACUCAGACAAUACCUAGACGCGUACUUGUCAUCUCUGAUGCACAAAGUUUUCCCGGUAGUUGACUCCUCUUUAUUCCCCCUGACAAUCCGGGCAGCAUAUCAGCAACGGGGUCCUGGACUCGAAAGCCCGAACCCUAGCGCGCGAGCUUGUGUGUUCGCCUUUACUGCCCUUGUUUCCUGCUUGGGUCAAGUUGACCCCGGUAGCAGUGUUGCACGGCCCCCUCCUGUUCCUUGCAGAGAGUAUAUCAUGCAAGCGCGAAGAAUUCUGCCGGCUAUCUUACAAGAACCGCCUAAUCUGGACGCAUUACAGACAACUCUUCUACUGGCCCUGAUCAGUGUCAUCACUGGCGAAUUACAAAUAGCUGUAUACUAUACAUCCAUUGCCUCACGAUUUGUCAUAGCUUCAGGGGCUCAUACAAUGACCGACACUCUGGCCCCCCCUAGCACCCCAGACGUGAUUGCAAAAAAGCAUCUUCGCACCCUUUUCUGGCUCUGUUAUACCCUUGACAAAGACCUCGCACUUCGCACAGGUCAAGCGCAUGUCCUCAAAGAUGAUGAUUGUGCACUUGACAUACCGCCCGCCUAUCAUGAGCACCUUCAUUCAUGUCUGGAUCAUUCCCCUGGAACCGACGCCGACAUUCGCGGCCCAAUUUUCCCCGUCGAUCUACGUCUCAGCAUGAUCAAAGCUCGAGCGUUCACAGCGCUGUACUCCUACAACGGCCUCCGCAAGUCUGACACCGAACUCAUUCGCUCUAUCCGCGAACUUGACGAAGAGCUCGAGUGCUGGAGAACAUCCCUGCCGCCGCACCUCCGGCCGCAGCUUUCCUUCAUGCCAAAACAUGAAAAACCGAAGAAUACCUUUCUUAUCAUCACUCACAUGAGCUACUACUCCUGUGUAAACCUCAUCCACCUCGCUAGCAGUCGAUGCAAUGCAUGGCGGUCACCUUCCCUGGACGGAGGUGCACUGAUACACGGGCUUCAGUCAAGCCUGACUGUCUCCGUCGAAGCCAGCCGCUCAUUACUUCUUUUUCUGAGGGACUCUGAGUUCCGGAGGCCAGAUGCAGAUAAUGUGGAGAGCGAUAUGAAGCUUCUUGCCCUUGCGGAGCAGACCACUGGACGUCUAUUUCUGAGACGAAAUAACCCAAUGGACAGGGUUAUCGACUUGGCACCUAUCAAUGAGUUCAUAACAUGGCUGCGCAAGCAUGCCGAGCGCGCAAUAUAG